Rubroshorea leprosula is the source of this 965-nucleotide messenger RNA. The record is from the annotation of a GenBank genome assembly. NCBI's taxonomy places the organism in Eukaryota, Viridiplantae, Streptophyta, Magnoliopsida, Malvales, Dipterocarpaceae.
ACCGGUCUCUCGUUCCUGUUGUCCUUCUUUCGGUUUUCCCGCAGACAUGAAGGCGACUCUGAAAGGCAGGUACGACCCCGACAAAAGCAGCUCCGUCGCUUCUCUAGCGGCCGGCAUCGGCGAUGUAAAGCUACGCGCCACCGUGACUGACGCCACCGUCGUCAAGGGUCCCAGCCUAAACGGCCUCACUCUAGCUCUAGAAAAGCCUGGUUUCUUCAUCAUCGAUUACGACGUCCCCAAAAAGGAUGUUCGAUUUCAGUUUAUGAACACGAUUAGGGUUGCGGAGAAGCCGUUGAAUUUGACGUAUAUUCAUAGCAGAGGGGAUAACCGGACGAUACUGGACGGCGCACUCGUGUUCGAUUCUGCUAAUAAGGUAUCGGCUAAUUACAUGGUUGGUACGGGGAAUUGCAAGGUGAAGUACACCUAUACUCAUGGAGGGGUUACUACGUUUGAGCCUUGCUACGAUUUUGGGAAGAAUUCAUGGGAUUUUUCGAUUGCGAGGAAGGUUUAUGGUGAUGAUGUGUUUAAGGCUAUUUAUCAGACAUCAAACCAGCACUUAGGUCUGGAGUGGUCGAGAAAUUCUAUGUUGAAUGGUUUUAAGAUCUCAGCAUCUUUCAACCUGUCUGAAGAAUCAAUAGUUCCAAAAUUAAGCGCUGAAACUACUUGGAACUUGGAGAUGUGAUUUAAGUAUUAUUUAGUUUCCUGUCGUGUCCACAAUCCGUUUGACUAUUUUUUAGCACUACUUUGGGUAGACAGCUUAUUAUUAUUUACCGUUAUUAACUGCAUUAUUCAUCAAAAUAUUGUUGUGCCCUUGACUAGGGUCAUAUAAUGAGCUGAUUUCCAGGCCAAUGACAGCUUAUUGGCAUUCAGUUAUAAAAUUAUAAUAGUGCUUUUCAUUUAUGAAUUAUUGGGUGUGUGUCUGUUCUUUCAUUGUACAUACUUGUUAAUAACAUUUUGUUAUGCUU